Salvia miltiorrhiza (redroot sage) is the source of this 636-nucleotide messenger RNA. RefSeq lists its product as uncharacterized. The transcript is spliced from 3 exons. The record is from RefSeq and is a predicted model, not a curated record. NCBI's taxonomy places the organism in Eukaryota, Viridiplantae, Streptophyta, Magnoliopsida, Lamiales, Lamiaceae. Gene Ontology annotation, molecular function: nucleic acid binding. The coding region runs from base 1 to 636 and encodes 211 amino acids.
AUGGCACCGAAAUUACAGGAACCAGCCAAAAGAAACUCAAAAAACAGAACCAAGGGGACUUUGGAAACAAAACCCAUCCAGUCAAUCACUAAAGAGGUGAUUAAGGAGUGCAUAAUAUCACAGGUCAUCCCAUCUAUCAAAGCUAAAUGGUCAAAUACAGAGCCCAAGGACAUUAUUAUACAGCAAGACAAUGCUAGACCACAUAUUCUUCAAAAUGACCAUGAAUUUGCAGCAGCAGCUAACACAGAUGGGUUCAACAUGACACUCAUUUGUCAACCUCCAAACUUUCCUGACACAAAUGUGAAUGACUUAGGCUUUUUCAGAGCUAUUCAUAGCCUACAAGAUGAUAAAACAGCAAAGACAUUGGAUGAACUACUAGCAAAUAAGAUGAGCUCAUUUGAAGAACUGACACCACAAACUCUUAACAAUGUGUUCUUAACUUUUCAAGGUUGUUACUCAGAAAUGCUCAAGGUGAAAAGAGGAAAUGACUACAAGAUACCACAUAUGAACAUGGGCAGACUCCAAAGGAUGGGGGAACUACCAGAGUCCAUUGAAGUGGACCCACAGCUUGUGAGAGACAGUUUGGAGUAUGUAACUAUGGCAGAAAAUGAUGCAGGUUAUGCUAUGAGCCUAUGA